AUGUGGAGACCGAUUCGUUUGGAUAUAAUACUUAAUUCGCCGCCACCAAGCCGAUCCAUAAUGGAAGCUCACGCAUGGAAUCCUGAUGACCGAUCAUUAAAUAUCUUUGUGAAAGAUGAGGAUCGUUUGACAUUUCAUAGACAUCCAGUUGCACAAUCCACUGAUUGUAUCCGCGGGAAAAUUGGAUAUUCGAAAGGCUUCCAUGUAUGGCAAUUAACGUGGCCUGUAAGACAACGAGGUACACAUGCUGUGGUUGGAGUUGCCACAAAGGCCGCACCACUUCAUAGCGCUGGAUACACUUCAUUAGUUGGAUCAGAUUCUGAGUCUUAUGGAUGGGAUUUAACUCGCAACAAAUGUUAUCACGAUUCGAGAAAUACGGAUGGUUGGACUUAUCCGAAUAUGGAUGGAUUUUUCUUUUUGUGUAUCCUCGAUAUGGAUGAAGGUUAUAUGGCGUUUUCAAGCGAUCGACAAUACUAUGGUGUUGCUUUUACUGGCCUUAAGGGCAAAACGCUCUAUCCAAUAGUAUCAUCUGUGUGGGGCCAUUGUGAAAUCACUAUGGAAUAUCUUGGUGGACUCGACCGUACGUCUUUUUUUGGCUUUUAUUUAUUCUAUUGUCGAUAUCAAGGAAUUUAUUAUAAAUCUAUGAGAAGCGUGGAAAUGAAAAUAUACUUUUUGCAGCGUUUCAGUUCUUCCUCGCUUAAUUUGUUUGUAUAA
Dracunculus medinensis (Guinea worm) is the source of this 714-nucleotide messenger RNA. The record is from the annotation of a GenBank genome assembly. NCBI's taxonomy places the organism in Eukaryota, Metazoa, Nematoda, Chromadorea, Rhabditida, Dracunculidae.